CUUCCAACUCCAGCAGCCCCCUGUCCUCCAGAGAGAGAGCCAGCAGACCUGCCAGCUCCAGCAGAUCCAGGUUCAGGGGUUCCAGCUCCAGCAGAUCCAGGUUCAGGGGUUCCAGCUCCAGCAGAUCCAGGUUCAGGGGUUCCAGCUCCAGCAGAUCCAGGUUCAGGGGUUCCAGCUCCAGCAGAUCCAGUUUCAGGGGUUCCAGCUCCAGCAGAUCCAGGUUCAGGGGUUCCAGCUCCAGCAGAUCCAGGUUCAGGGGUUCCAGCUCCAGCAGAUCCAGGUUCAGGGGUUCCAGCUCCAGCAGAUCCAGGUUCAGGGGUUCCAGCUCCAGCAGAUCCAGGUUCAGGGGUUCCAGCUCCAGCAGAUCCAGGUUCAGGGGUUCCAGCUCCAGCAGAUCCAGGUUCAGGGGUUCCAGCUCCAGCAGAUCCAGGUUCAGGGGUUCCAGCUCCAGCAGAUCCAGGUUCAGGGGUUCCAGCUCCAGCAGAUCCAGGUUCAGGGGUUCCAGCUCCAGCAGAUCCAGGUUCAGAGAUCUUCCAGUCUGAGUGCAGGGUGAAGCUGCUCUGCCUGCUGUACACAGUGCUGACCCUGAAGAGUCUGCUGUACUGCUGUGGACUCUCUCUGCUGAUGGUCCUCAGGAACAAGGGGCCGUCCACCAACUGAACACAUGCUGACUGGUUUCUCUGAUAAUCUCACUCAUCACAUCAUUUAUACUCUUGAUAUACACAAAUGAUUAACCGUCUUGGUGAUGUUUCAAAUUUUUACAGCAUUUAUUUUUCCUUUUUUCCUUUUUAAUAUUCUG
Messenger RNA from Cololabis saira (Pacific saury), 799 nucleotides. RefSeq names its product formin-2-like. NCBI's taxonomy places the organism in Eukaryota, Metazoa, Chordata, Actinopteri, Beloniformes, Belonidae. The transcript has a single exon. The record is from RefSeq and is a predicted model, not a curated record. The annotation marks the transcript as partial.